CUUUCCAUCUGCCUUUACCGCGAAACAGAUUGUUGGAAAAGCGUAAAGGCACCGUUCGACGUACUUCUGUAAAGUUGUGUCUGUUGGCGAGUGACAACAGAAUGGCUUCUCCGGACGAAUACGAUGGCGGUCGAUCCACUCGGGACAAGUUCCAGCGUGAACGUGAUGAUGACGCACAAGGAGUCGAGGUGGACGAGUUCGGACGAACAAUAGAUAAUCGCAAGCGACGGGAGCGCAGCAAAAGUCGGAGUCGCUCGCCGGAACCUACUGGCGAACGUCGCGGCAAGCGUCGUCGAUCUCGUAGCAGAGAGCUGGAUACCUAUAUACCUGACUAUGGUCGGGAUGGAUAUGCACCUCCCCCUCGGUUCGGCGGCGCCACUGUGCCCGUGCCUCUCAUGGAUUAUGGACAAGCCUUUUUUCCGAUGAUGGGAGACCACUACGAUGGACGAAAGAGUCAAAAUCUGCCAGACCCGAUGAAGCUGGACUAUCUUGUUUCACGCGAAGCAUUCGCGGAUUUCGCGCGACAAGAGUUCAGGAAGAAAAAUGGCCGCCAUGCCACGAUGAGCCAAGAAGAAUUGGAACGUCGAUACGAAAUUUACAAAGAGAAUUUCACCAACAAACAGCAUCAAAAGUUCUUCAGCACAGAAAAGAACAAUGAAUGGUUCCGCGAAAAGUAUCAUCCCGUCGAGUCCAGACCACUCAAGGAAGAGACAAACAAGCGCCGGCACGAGCUGCUAGCCAAAUUUCAAACUGAAUUAGGCGAAGGCAAAUACGACGACGUCAACUACGAUCAACCAGCGGCGGCAUCUGGGGGCGAUGAUGCUGUGGACAAACAGGAGGACGAAGAUGUGAAACCUAUCAAGGCAGAAGAGGAGCAACCAGAGGAAACCUUGGUACCUGUAGGCAAGAAGACUUCUGAGCCUGUUUAUGCGUUGUUCAUCAAAACUGUCCCGCCCAGCAUGAAACGUCAGAAGAUUGUGGAGCUGGUCCAAAAAGUCGAGGGCUUCAAGUAUCUCGUUUUGAGUGACCCCAAACCCGACAAGUCGAUGCAUCGCCUUGGCUGGAUUGUGUUUGAAGACGGGACUGACAUGAUGAAAGCGUUUAACGAGCUGAAUAAAAAAUCGAUCGACAACUUCACAUUCCAUCUUGCUCCCCAUCACAUUCUGGAGUCCCGCACUCGUGUGGCUCCCGGCGAAACUAGCAGACCGGAGCGACUUCGGCAUGACCUCGAUCAAAUUAAACAGCUGGCUCAAGUGCUUGACGAGGAAGUUGGAUUUGACCAAGGCUCUGGUGCAGAUCUGGUUGCCAAUCGCCUCAACAGCAUUAUACUGCCGGCUUUGGAUACUAGCAUGGAUACUGAUGGUGACCAGAAGGAGACCGAUAAGGUUAAGCGGUCCUUGGACCUUUACAUAACCUAUCUUCGGGUCGUUCACAAUUAUGACUACUAUGGUGGUAUUGAGAGUGCAAGUCCAGAGGAUUUUGCCCGCCGAUCGGCUGUUUAUCUUCGCCGUCCACCGCCUCCUGAAGACAAGGACAUCCGUAAAGACUGGACCGAUCGACUGGACUUGCGUGUUGACCUGCGCAUUCGGAAGCCGAUUGAUGGUCCAGAGAUAACUAAACUAGGUGGAAAAUCUCUCGAAGUGGAAUUAGAUAAAUACCUUAGCAAGCAUGUCAAGAAGGAGAGCGAGGGGAAGUACCGAUGCCAAGAAUGCAGCAAGCUUUUCAAAGGCGAUGAAUUCGUCAAGAAACAUAUCAAAUCGAAACACGCCGAAGUCUGCGCCUCCACCAAACAGGAGGUUGAAUUUUUCAACAAUUACAUCAGGGAUCCAACCAAGGUGGACCCCAGUCGACAGGCUCUCGGCGCACUGAACGGGAAUGCCACGCAAACUGUCGGUGCAGCCCCUGCCGUUCCUGUCAUGCCGAUGAUGCCAAUGCAAAUGCAAAUGCCGCUCAUGAACCCUGCCUGGCAAAUGCAAAUGCAAAUGAUGGCACAAAUGCAGAUGAUGCAGCCUAUGGGGAUGCCAGCGGGCACGGGAAUGAGAAUGAAUGGAGGAGGGCAGCGCAAUGGGCGAGGUGGCAGAGGCUCUGUUUCUGGAAGAUUGGGGCCACCCCCCGAUAGGAGGAAUUCGCGCGGCGAUCCACGCCAGAUUCGUAGCUACAAUGAUCUCGAUAAUCCUGUUCCAUCUGGUGAAAUGGAGAUCAGCUAUGAUUAACCAUUCAAAAGAAUGAUGCAACAUAUCUUGUCCGUGUCGUGCUGUAAUAUACUUUGGAGAAUGCUCCUUUUGCUGUAAAAACUAUUGCAAUAAUGUGUUGAAUAUAUGCAUUUGCGAUGUCAAAC
This is a messenger RNA of Spizellomyces punctatus DAOM BR117, 2338 nucleotides long. RefSeq lists its product as uncharacterized. Gene Ontology annotation, molecular function: RNA binding. NCBI's taxonomy places the organism in Eukaryota, Fungi, Chytridiomycota, Chytridiomycetes, Spizellomycetales, Spizellomycetaceae. Gene Ontology annotation, biological process: mRNA processing; primary miRNA processing. The transcript has 9 exons. Gene Ontology annotation, cellular component: nuclear body. The record is from RefSeq and is a predicted model, not a curated record. The coding region runs from base 102 to 2213 and encodes 703 amino acids.